AACCCAAAAUGGGUGAAAAGCUCAGCCCAUUUGUUUAUUGGGGACAAAAAUCGGAUAUAGUCUCACUAAAAGUGGACUUGAGGGAAGUCAUUGAUCCAAAGGUAGAUAUAACAGAGGACGCUUUGACCUUUUGCAGUGAAGGACAUGGAGUUCAAGGUCAAAAUAGAUACCAGUUCCAUUUAAACUUUUAUCUUCCAAUAGAUCCAGAGAAAAGUAAAUAUAGGAUAACAGAAAGAGGAAUUGAGUUUCACAUAGCUAAGAAAGGAGCUGAAGUAUGGCCUAGGUUGACAGAAGAUAAAGUCAAAUAUGCCUGGUUAAAGAUUGACUUUGAUAAGGUGUAUUAUGAAGAAUCAGAAGAGGAACAAAAUGAUAUGAUAAGCAAUGAAGAGGAAAUGAUGAAACAGUUAGAAAAGGAAUUGAAGUCAAUAGAAUCAGAUGUUCCAGAUUUUAAAAUAGGCUACCUUUUCUUGUAUAAUUUGUUCCAGUUCGUUGGGUUCACAUAUAUAACUGUUGCCUUGAUAAUCAAGUACACAAGGCUUGGUGAGGCUGCACUGAAGACUGGAUUUGAGACAGUGGGAACACAGUUAAUGGUAGUACAAGCUGUAGCUGUCAUGGAAAUUGUUCAUCCUCUGCUGGGUAUUGUCAAAACCAGUGCUAUAGCUCCCUUUUUACAGGUGUUGGGGAGAAAUUUUAGUUUAUUUGUAAUACUUUAUCACGAGCCAAGGUUACAUACAGCACCAGCUGUGUUCUGUCUAUUUUUUGUCUGGAGUGCCAUUGAAUGUUUCAGAUAUCCAUUUUAUAUGUUGUCAACAUUAGGUAAAAAGAUUGGUUUUAUAACAUGGCUGAGAUACACAGCAUGGAUUCCUCUCUACCCUUUAGGAAUAUUACUGGAAGGUACAGUUGGUAUAAUGGCGAUACCUUUAUAUGAAGAUACAGAGAUGUUUACAUUACAAUUGCCUAACUCUGCUAACAUGGCAUUCUAUUUCCCAUAUUUACUACAUGCAUACCUCUUCCUUCUUUUAUUUGGAGGCUACCAGUUGUUGAAUUACAUGUAUAGUCAGAGGAAAAAAGUAAUAGGUGUUGGAAGAAAAAAGAAAUCAGCAUGAAGUAUUGAUCAAAGAUUUAUUUUUGUGACUGUUCAGUCUAUUGUUGUGAAACUGUCAGUAUUUGUUUGAAAUCAUGUAAAUCCAGCAUUUAUAGAACAUUGAUUUUGUUUGUUGAAAAUAUUUGCAAAGCUCUGUCAUUUAAAUUUAGUUUAAAGAUAUUGCUGUAAAUUUCUGUGCAUGUUAGUUGUAUAUGUGCAAUAAUACAAUGAACAUGCAUUUAUUUUUAAGAUUUACCCUUGUCAGUCUGUACGUAUGUACGUAUGUCUGUCCGUAUGUCUCAAAACUUUUACUUAUACACAAUGCUUAUUACCACAAAAUACAGAUCAAGUUUGAAUUUUGGUAGCGUCACUCUAACCAUUCUAGAGUUAUGCCCCUUUAUAAAUGGAAAAAUUACAAAAUUUUUAGUUUCCGUUCUCUAACUUAAGUUUGCCUCAACCAAAUGAUAUGAAACUUAUACAUAAUGCUUAUUACCACAAAACACAGAUUAAAUUUGAAUUUUGGUGGGGUCACUUUAAACGUUCUCGAGUUAUGCCCCUUUAUAAAUGGAAAAAAAUGCAAAAUUUUUAGUUUCCUUUCUCUAACUUAAGUUGCUUCAACCAAAUGUUAUGAAACUUAUACACAAUGCUUAUUACAACAAAACACAGAUCAUGUUGAAUUUUGGUGGCGUCACUUUACGAUUGAAAUAAACAAUUAAUUUCCCCAUAGGCGACAAUGAUAGCCUUUUUCGAGAUACAGACUUCAGAAAGUUGAUUUUUUUAACAAAACCUUGCUAGAAUUAAAGAAAAGUUAUUAGGACAGUAUUUUUUGGUCCAAAAAAUAUAGGUUCAUGUUGCUUUUCUUAGCGUAAUUUGUACUUAUCUCCCAUGCCUAUCAAUUUUGCACUUAAAAAUACGUGUCUCAUCCUAGCGUUUACAAGAUAUCUCAGUUCCGUUAGGGCUAAGGAAAAUAAUUUAUUUGGCCUUUGGUAUAAUGCAGAAUGCACGAAGUCUCUAAUAACAAAAAAUAACGGGCGCACAUAUCAACCAAUCAGGAUUAGCUAUACUCUUAAUUCUGAAUACCAUGUUAUGCUCAUAAAAUGGCUGCGCCCAUAAAAUCUAAUGGUGUAUUGUAACCUUAACCAUUAUCAAGUUAUGCCCCUUUCUAAAUCGAAAAAAUUGCUGAAUUUUUGGUUUCCAUUUUCUAACUUCAAGUUUGCCUCAACCAAGUGUUAUGAAACUUAUACACAAUACUCAUUACCACAAAACUUAGAUCAAGUACAAACUUGGGUAGCAUCACUUUUAUCGUUCAUGAGUUAUGUCCCUUUAUAAUGUUGUAUGCAAGCGGGGGCAUCAUCUGUGUCCAUGGGGACACAUUCUCCAUUUAUUAUUUAAAAGGUUUAUACAGUUAACUACAUAGCAAUUAUUCAUUUUAUAGGCUUAUACAGUAAACGGUUUUCAUACUAUUUGUGCAAGUUUGGAAAGAAAUUGCAUAUAUAGACAUAAUUAUGGAAUGUUAUUGAUCAUAAUUCAUAUUUUGUGAGAAUGUUAAAUGUUACUCAAUUUAUAAAAGGCUUUGUUGGUGUAAUUUGCAUGUAUGUGAUAAAUGUGGCAGAGUUUUAAAUGUUGUUCAAGUGUUGAAACAUUGUUCAUUUGAUACGAUGAGCAGGGUAAUAUGAUUGCCUAUAUUUGAGAUAGGUAUUUUUACACUAUGAAAAUUUUGUUGAUUUUGUAAAUUAUGUGAUCAUAUAUAUAUAUAUAUCCUUGACACAAUAAAUUUGAUCAAAAUAU
This is a messenger RNA of Mytilus californianus (California mussel), 2872 nucleotides long. RefSeq names its product very-long-chain (3R)-3-hydroxyacyl-CoA dehydratase 3-like. The coding region runs from base 9 to 1106 and encodes 365 amino acids. Gene Ontology annotation, biological process: fatty acid elongation; sphingolipid biosynthetic process; very long-chain fatty acid biosynthetic process. Lineage: Eukaryota; Metazoa; Mollusca; Bivalvia; Mytilida; Mytilidae. The transcript has 10 exons. Gene Ontology annotation, cellular component: endoplasmic reticulum membrane. The record is from RefSeq and is a predicted model, not a curated record. Gene Ontology annotation, molecular function: 3-hydroxyacyl-CoA dehydratase activity.